This is a messenger RNA of Mollisia scopiformis, 1906 nucleotides long. RefSeq lists its product as uncharacterized. Lineage: Eukaryota; Fungi; Ascomycota; Leotiomycetes; Helotiales; Mollisiaceae. The coding region runs from base 73 to 1794 and encodes 573 amino acids. The transcript has a single exon. The record is from RefSeq and is a predicted model, not a curated record.
GCUCAAAACUCCUAAGCUCACCCUUUGCUUGUAUCGGUUUUUGAGUCAUGAAUUAUAUCCCAAUCAGCAGUCAUGAGCGAUAUCGCAAGAGGAAACGUCGAGAUACUCGUAUAUACGACGGCGCCAAGCCUGGGAAGAGAUGACACGCGGUAUCGAGCACUUGCUCAAGCAUAUCUGGACUUCCGACCUGCAAAACGACGCUGGUUGGGAGAUAUUCCUAUCGAUGCAAACUCGCAAGAUAUAAAUAUACGGGCUGGCAGUCAGUCUCAUCAAUCUACACAAGAGGAGAGAGAAUCGGAAGCAUCAUGGCGACCCGACGAGGACGGACCCGAAUCAAUGUCGCAACAACAGCCACAAAACGAUUUCGAUCGGCAGGACAUUACAGAUUUACUCAAUUCACCAGACCUAUCAUUCAUGAGUGUUAUGGACAACAGAGCAUCUCCAGCAUUUCGAGGACAGAUCACGUGUCGUCCCGCUGGGUCUCAGAGCAGCAGAGGAUCUUGGCAAGCUCCUAGGAGCGAAGUUCCUGAUUCACAACCCGAUAUCAUUCCUACACUAGCCGCUUUCUCUACUCCAACAAGGAUCCUAGAAGUCUUUUUGCAAAAUCAAGACAAUUCUCAAUCCACGUCCCUCUCAGGCCCUUCACCGACAAGCGACAGGCACCACUCCAGCGGCCUCAAGAUUCGACUCAGCAGCCAGAAAUCAUCCAUUUCAUCUUCACAAGCACGUCAAAGAAGCUCCAAUGAGCAGAGUAGCAGUCUGGAAGCUAGCAAUGAAGGCCGUUCAUCGUCACAGAGUCUUCCGCAGAAUCGAAACGAAAACGGUAGUCCGGAACUUCGUGGCAGCAUCGAGAAGUCUUCUGCUUCUGAAACAAAUCCUCCAACCGAAUCUCAUGGAAAGAGUAGCCUGGAGGUUGAAGUCGGUACAAAUGGAUCUUCGAGAUCAUUUUAUGCGGUUCAGAUGCAGAAUCAGAAUGGAGAUAUUCCUUCAGUGGGUAUCAUCAAUACUAGCGACCCUCUGUCCUCUUUUGACGUCCUAGCCGUCACUUCAUCUCCUUCGCCGGUCAGAGCCCCACCAAAGCCACCACUGCGAGUUCUCAGGAGCAAAAGUCCCAACACUCCUGUCGUGCAAGAAUUUCAGCCUGGUAAAAAGCGAAAGCUCCUUGGCUCGAUCCCUGAAACUCAGAUACCGGCAUCUGCACCACCAGCUCUUGCUAUGGAUGACCUCCAGUCUACAAGCAGGCCUGCUAAGAAGCCGCGCUUAGAACCUACGAGUUCCAUGAUUGAAGCCAGAACCAGGAUUGCUCCAAGUUCAGCACCGGUUCCACAGAGUCCCAAACUAAAAACUACAAUAUGGACAGACCGGCUAGAGAUACGACCGCGCCCUCCAGAAACUUCAGUAGGAGAGUUAAAAGCAGAGAUGUUGAUCUCGCCUAAGCUUCACACCGCAGCACAGAGGAUGCCUCUUGCGAGUUACUUUACUCCGAUCAAGCAAACCCGAGACUUGCUCCCCAUGGAGAGAGGAUAUUGGCUAGUCAACUGCAGCACUUGGACUGAAGAAGUUCGAGUUGGAUGCUGGAAUUUCCUUGGAGAAUUGGUUGGAAACGGGCUUGCUGGUUGGGGCGUUUGGUGUGUCAGGGAUGCGCAGUUUGAGACGAUACGGGUCUAUUGUUGGGGGAUCGUGGUUGGACAUAUUUAUCUGGUUUUGAUAGCUGGGAGCUAUAAUAGAAUCAAGAAAUCGGAUGCGAGUUGGAUAGCGGGGGAUGGGAAGACUAUUAUCAGAAUGCCAUCAUGACGUUAUGCACUUGAUAACUGCUCUACUUUUGUUCUUGACUUGUGCUGUGCCAUGUUCAAGUCUUUGAACUUAAGAAGUGCUGCAGAGUCAGCUAUGAUAUCCUCAAUUCAAG